Messenger RNA from Apiotrichum porosum, 2499 nucleotides. RefSeq lists its product as uncharacterized. Bases 1 to 2499 code for a protein of 832 amino acids. The record is from RefSeq and is a predicted model, not a curated record. Gene Ontology annotation, molecular function: ATP binding; long-chain fatty acid transmembrane transporter activity; ATP hydrolysis activity. Gene Ontology annotation, biological process: fatty acid beta-oxidation; long-chain fatty acid import into peroxisome; very long-chain fatty acid catabolic process. Gene Ontology annotation, cellular component: peroxisomal membrane. Lineage: Eukaryota; Fungi; Basidiomycota; Tremellomycetes; Trichosporonales; Trichosporonaceae. The transcript is spliced from 18 exons.
AUGAGUGUAACGAGCGUGCCAUCGCUCUCCUUCCCACAGGCAAACCGCCGUCGGGCAGUCCUCCUGCUCGUCGUCGCCCUGGCCCUCGUGCGCUCGACGUCAUUGCCCUCCGUCACCCAUGUCAACGACGCCGUGACCCUCAAGUCGUGGCGCGAGAACAGGCGCCAGACUCGCGAAGCCCGCAAACGACGUGAACGGGAAACCCCUCUCAACACUCCGGCUCUGGAGAAGAAGAUGGUUGACCUCUAUAUUCCUGACCCCUCCGGUUCGCGCACACUCCUCGUCCCUCAUCGGGGCCAGAUCUCCAAGGUCCGCAUCACACCCACAGCCCCCGAGGUCUAUUCAGCGCAUCAGGAGCUUUUCCCACCUCUCCGGCCGGGCGAGAAGCUCGGCGUCAACAAAAGGUUUUGGCAAAUGCUUCGUGCUGUCUUGACUGUUGCUAUCCCUAGUGCAACAGGAAAGGAAGCAUUUCUUUUACUGCUUCACACUUUCUUCCUCGUCGGUCGCACAUAUCUAAGUGUACUUGUCGCUCGAUUGGAUGGUCGUAUUGUUCGCGAUCUUGUGUCUGCCGAUGGCAAAGGCUUCCUUCGUGGGUUGGGAUGGUGGUUCGUGCUAGCCGUGCCGAGCACCUACACCAACUCCAUGAUUCGCUAUUUGGAGCACAAACUGGCGUUGGCAUUCCGCACCAACCUUACCCGUUACAUUCACGACCUUUACCUCAACAAAAACCUCAACUACUAUAAACUGGGUUUGGGGUUGGGUGCCCCCCCUCCAUUGCCCGAAGUGAAGGGCUCCUCGAAGUCGAAAGGUAGCGAAGCUUCGGAUACCGCUAGUGGAGGAGCGGACCAGCUUAUCACAACCGACCUGGCGCGCUUUUGUGACACUCUUGCUGCGCUUUACGGCAACAUGGGUAAGCCAUUUCUCGACAUGGCCAUUUUCAGCUCCCAGUUGGCGUAUUCUUUGGGGCCAGUGGGAACCGCUGGUCUCUUUGCCCAGUACUACUUUACAGCUUGGGUUCUGCGAAAGGCCACGCCAGCCUUUGGUCGUAUGGCUGCCUCAGAGGCUCGCCUAGAAGGAGAGUAUCGGACAGGGCUGGGACGCAUCGGCCGCGACAGCGAAGAGAUUGCCUUUUACGAUGGUGGCAAGCGCGAGCUCUCCAUCCUUUGGACAGCCUACCAGAAGCUCGCCAAGCAUGUCCAUUCCGUCUACAAAGUUCGCAUUCCUUAUGGCAUGACGGAGGACUUUGUCAUCAAGUACUUUUGGUCGGCGGUUGGAUAUGGUCUCAUGUCCAUUCCAGUCUUCUUCCCCGUCGCCCGUCAUUCCACACAAGCCAGCGCAGACCCUUCCACAGUGCACAACGAGGUGGCUUCACGCACGGAAAGCUACGUGUCCAACCGUCGUCUUCUUCUUUCGCUUGGUGACGCGGGAGGCAGGCUCAUGUACUCGGGCAAAGAGCUUGCAGAGCUUUCCGGCUACACUAGCCGCGUCUACAGCCUUCUCGCCUCUCUCCAUGCUUUAGACAACAAUAUUUACCCCAAGAACCCCCGUCCUGCGGCACUGCCUGCAAACCAGUCAUUCUACGACUUGUCGAACGUGCACGGCCGUGUUACAAUCGGCCCUAGCCACGUUCUUCUCAAGGGUGUUCCCAUUGUCGCUCCUGCUGGUGGCUCAGCAGGUGCGGAGCGCGGAGGAGAGGAACUCAUUCGCAGUCUCGACCUCCGGGUCGAAAAGGGCGAGCACACCCUCAUCACUGGUCCCAACGGCGUUGGAAAGACCGCGAUUGCACGUGUCAUUGCUGAGCUGUGGCCAACCUGGUCAGGUCUUCUGGAGCGCCCCAGUCACGGCGAGGGCGGCAUCUUCUUCUUACCUCAAAAGCCUUACCUUUGCAUUGGCAGUCUGCGUGACCAGGUUAUCUACCCCCACACCUAUGCUGAGAUGAAGGCGCGAGGCAGAACCGACAGCGAGUUGAUGAGCAUUCUUGAACAUGUUCACCUCGCCUACCUUCCUGGCCGCGAGGGCGGUUGGGGAACCAGAAAGGAGUGGAAGGAUGUUUUGUCCGGUGGCGAGAAGCAAAGGAUGGGCAUGGCUCGCCUCUUCUAUCACCGCCCAACUUAUGCAGUGCUGGACGAGUGCACCUCCGCCGUUUCCACAGACGUCGAGGGACUGAUGUACGAGCACGCUAAAUCGCUUGGUAUUACUCUCAUCACCAUCUCUCAUCGUCCAUCUCUCCUGAAGUACCACAACCGUCACCUGCGCCUCGGCGAGCCGACUCUUGCGCCAUCCUUGUCCACUGCCAAUUUGCAGGCCACUCUCGGAACGCCGACCACCCCGCUUGCCGCUCACGGCUGGCAAUUGACGAAGCUGGCAUCAGGCACGGACGAGGAAAAGCUCGAGCUGGACAAGGAGAUUGAACGCCUGGAGCGAGUUCUCGGCAACGAGGUGGACCAGUGGCAGUCUCGACUGGACGAGGUCAACACGGAGCUGCGCGGUGGCAAGUAG